Arachis duranensis is the source of this 2074-nucleotide messenger RNA. Its product is annotated as phosphoglucomutase, cytoplasmic. Lineage: Eukaryota; Viridiplantae; Streptophyta; Magnoliopsida; Fabales; Fabaceae. The transcript has 19 exons. Gene Ontology annotation, cellular component: cytosol. Bases 126 to 1874 code for a protein of 582 amino acids. Gene Ontology annotation, biological process: carbohydrate metabolic process. Gene Ontology annotation, molecular function: phosphoglucomutase activity; magnesium ion binding. The record is from RefSeq and is a predicted model, not a curated record.
CAAUAAAAAGGUGUACACAAGAUUGCUCGAAAAUUCGAAAACAGGGGACUCUCGCCCGAUAAAUUCCCUGUCGCACAAGCGUCAUCCCAGCAGCAACUCAACACUUCCAAGCUGGUGACAUAGCCAUGGUUGUCUUCAAAGUUUCUCGCGUUCAGACCUCUCCCUUCGAUGGCCAGAAGCCCGGAACCUCUGGUCUCCGCAAGAAGGUGAAGGUGUUCGUGCAACCUAAUUACUUGCAUAACUUCGUUCAGGCCACCUUCAAUGCACUCACUGCUGAAAAAGUUAGGGGUGCUACACUGGUUGUAUCCGGCGAUGGUCGUUAUUUUUCAAAGGAUGCUAUUCAGAUAAUUACUAAAAUGGCAGCUGCAAAUGGAGUAAGACGAGUUUGGGUUGGUCAGAAUGGACUGCUUUCAACUCCUGCUGUAUCUUGCGUUAUACGUGAACGAGUUGGCCCUGAUGGUUCCAAGGCAACAGGUGCAUUCAUACUGACUGCAAGUCACAAUCCUGGUGGCCCUCAUGAGGAUUUUGGUAUUAAGUAUAACAUGGAAAAUGGUGGGCCUGCACCCGAGGGAAUUACUGAUAAGAUAUAUAAAAAUACAACUACAAUUACAGAGUACUUGAUUGCUGAAGAUCUGCCAGAUGUGGAUAUCUCCGCAUUAGGUGUUACAAACUUUACAGGCCCUGAAGGACCAUUUGAUGUUGAGGUGUUUGACUCAGCAACCGAUUAUGUAAAAUUGAUGAAGUCAAUUUUUGAUUUUGAAUCUAUCAGGAAACUGUUGACAUCUCCUAAAUUCUCAUUCUGUUAUGAUGCACUACAUGGAGUUGCUGGAGCAUAUGCAAAGCGUAUUUUUGUGGAUGAACUUGGGGCACAAGAAAACUCUUUACUUAACUGUGUACCAAAGGAAGACUUUGGAGGAGGACAUCCAGAUCCCAAUUUGACUUAUGCAAAAGAAUUGGUUGCUCGGAUGGGAUUGGGCAAUUCAGAAACACAAGGUGAGCCACCAGAGUUUGGUGCUGCUGCCGAUGGUGAUGCAGAUCGCAACAUGAUACUUGGUAAAAGGUUUUUUGUCACUCCUUCAGAUUCUGUGGCCAUUAUUGCUGCAAAUGCUGUUGAAGCUAUACCAUACUUUUCUGCUGGCUUAAAGGGAGUUGCCAGGAGCAUGCCAACCUCUGCUGCCCUGGAUGUUGCGGCCAAGCAUCUGAAUCUGAAAUUUUUUGAGGUUCCGACAGGUUGGAAGUUCUUUGGUAAUUUAAUGGAUGCUGGUUUAUGUUCAAUCUGUGGUGAAGAAAGUUUUGGAACCGGUUCGGACCAUAUUCGUGAGAAAGAUGGAAUCUGGGCAGUUUUGGCCUGGCUUUCCAUACUUGCAUAUAAAAAUAAAGAUAAACUCCAGGACAAGCUUGUAACAGUUGAAGACAUAGUUCGCAACCAUUGGGCUACUUAUGGGCGUCACUAUUAUACUCGAUAUGACUAUGAAAAUGUAGAUGCAGGUGCAGCAAAGGAGCUGAUGGCAUAUUUGGUCAAACUGCAGUCCUCCCUCCCAGAAGUCAAUAAGAUUGUUAAGGGAGUAAGAUCGGAUGUUUCGAACGUUGUCAAUGCUGAUGAAUUUGAAUACAAAGAUCCUGUGGAUGGUUCCAUUUCGUCACAUCAGGGAAUCCGGUAUUUGUUUGAGGAUGGAUCAAGAUUGAUUUUCCGUCUCUCGGGAACUGGAUCAGAAGGUGCAACUAUUCGACUAUACAUUGAGCAGUACGAGAAGGAUCCAUCAAAAACUGGGAGACUUUCCCAUGAAGCCCUUGCUCCUCUUGUGGACGUUGCAUUGAAACUUUCGAAGAUGCAGGAAUACACCGGUCGAUCUGCUCCAACAGUCAUUACAUAAGUGAAUAUCGGUUUUAAUCCAAGGCUUGCGCAAGUCGUUUCUUGUCUAUCUUCAUUUUAAUCUUCUGAGUGCCCAACCUUUGCUGUUUGGGUGUUUGCCGUCCCCGGCGCUUGAGUGGAACAUAAAUUACUGCAACUAAGUUUUGAUGUGCUCAAUAAUUUAAAACUGCCGUGUAUGUGUUGAUUAUACACGUUUUGCGA